Molecule: messenger RNA, 2216 nt
Organism: Benincasa hispida (wax gourd)
Lineage: Eukaryota; Viridiplantae; Streptophyta; Magnoliopsida; Cucurbitales; Cucurbitaceae
Product: serine/threonine-protein kinase AtPK1/AtPK6-like
Biological process (GO): protein phosphorylation
Molecular function (GO): ATP binding; protein serine/threonine kinase activity
Source: RefSeq, a predicted model, not a curated record
AUAGUGUUUGUUUACGGGGAAAAUUAGAGAGAAAAUCAGAGCGGAAUUUGGAUAAAUUCUCAAGAUUUUCAACCUCAACUCUUGUUCAUCAAUUUCAAUUUCCUAACUUUUUAUGGUCAAUAAAACAUCAAUUUCCCUCUCUUCCUCUUCACAUUCAAUUCCCUUCCGCUUCUCUCGUUUCUUCAUCAUCAUCAUCAUCUUCUUCUUCUUCUUCUCCGAUCCCACAUUCCAAUUCUUUCGCCUGCCAUCUCUUCUCUGAUUUCUUAAUCUUUUCUCUUUUCAAUUUCAUAUUUUUUCCCUCGUUUUUCUCCACCCCAUUUGAUCUCAUUCCCUCUCGAUCUCCUUUUCUCCCUCCUUUUUUACGAUGUGAUUCUUACGUUCUCAGCCCGCCCAGAAGAAAUUCACGGCUGGCUUUGAUUAAUUUUGUCCAUCUUCUUCACUUUUUCAAGGGUUUCCUUCCUCGAUUGGAUUCUCGAGCAACAAUGGUGUCCGCAUCGGCUCGUCAGAAGAACAUGCACUCCCUUCUUGUAGCCAAUCUCACGAAGCUAACGAUUCCUUCUUCUUCUUCUGCUUCUUCUCCUCCUUCAUCUGCCGCCGCUGCCGUUCAUGACUUUGAUUUCAACGAUGUAUUUGGCCCUACAAAUCCCUCUCCUUCAUCUUUUCCCGGGGACCCACAACACCAUGAACAACAACAACCAGUGGUAAUUCAUAACAGAUCUCACUCAUUUGUGGGUCCUUCUCCUCGUUUAACUCCCCCAGCUUCCCUUCCUUUUUUCCGAGAAGUUGAUUCACAGAGCGAAGGGGAGGAAGAGGGAGAAGAAGAUGGCCUGGAAAUCUCAACGACUCGCAAUGGAGCUCAAGAAGAGAAGAAAUUGGUGGGUGAAACUGAAAAUUGCGGUGGAGAAAAUGUACAGGGGAAGAUUGGUGUUGGGGAUUUUGAUAUUCUUCGUGUUGUGGGAAAAGGGGCAUUUGGGAAGGUCUUUUUGGUGAGGAAGAAAGGGAAUUGUAAAGGAAAUGGUUCUGAUAGUGAUGGGAUUUAUGCUAUGAAAGUGAUGAGAAAGGAUACCAUCAUAAAGAAGAAUCACGUGGACUAUAUGAAGGCCGAGAGAGAUAUUCUCACAAAAGUUGCUCAUCCUUUCAUUGUUCAGCUCCGUUACUCUUUCCAGACCAAAUCAAAACUUUAUUUGAUUCUUGAUUUCAUAAAUGGGGGACAUCUCUUUUUCCAUCUGUACAGGCAGGGGAUCUUCAGUGAGGAUCAGGCUAGGGUCUAUGCAGCUGAGAUCGUAUCAGCUGUUUCACAUCUUCACAACUGCGGUAUUGUGCACCGUGAUCUCAAGCCGGAGAACAUUCUUAUGGAUGCUGAUGGACAUGUAGUACUUACUGAUUUUGGACUGGCCAAGGAAAUUGAUGAAUUCAGUCGGUCGAAUUCGUUGUGUGGAACGACGGAAUACAUGGCUCCCGAAAUCUUACUUUCUAAAGGCCACAACAAAGAUGCUGAUUGGUGGAGCGUUGGAGUCCUCUUGUAUGAAAUGCUUAGUGGCCAGCCACCAUUCACACACGCCAAUAGAAAGAAGCUUCAAGAAAGAAUAAUCAAAGAGAAAGUGAAGCUUCCACCGUUCCUGAGCACUGAAGCUCACUCUUUGCUCAGAGGGCUGCUACAAAAGGAGCCUUCUAAAAGAUUAGGUAGUGGACCCAAGGGUGGGGACGAGAUAAAAAACCAUAAAUGGUUUCGACCCGUGAACUGGAAGAAAUUGGAAUGUAGGGAGCUGCAGCCAAAGUUCAAGCCGGAUGUCAAUGGAAACGACUGCACAGCAAAUUUCGAUCAUUGUUGGACAGCGAUGCCCCCGGAUGAUUCACCAGCUCCGACGCCAACAGAUAAUGGACACUUCCAGGGAUAUAGUUAUGUUGCUCCGAACCCUUGGCUUUCAUCAUCUGGAUAGAAUUGCUGGGCAUAGUGUUCUCAAUAUACUGGUAAAUGCAACUGUACAUGAGUCCUAUACUGCCAUUAAAUUAUUGCUGGUUUCACGCUCAGUGACUUUGCAAUCUUUCAGAUACUUUCAAACGUUAUUUGUGUUGAUUCAAUGUGGCUUCUUCUAGACUUCCACUUCUCUCUGUCUUCUCACCUGUGAUCAAUAGUAUUGGAUUUGAAGUCAAUUUCUUUACAAAUACUCUCUUAUCAAGUGUUAAUUAAAGUUGAUUUAUACUUUGGUUCCUCA